This is a messenger RNA of Pangasianodon hypophthalmus (striped catfish), 5354 nucleotides long. RefSeq names its product kelch-like family member 21 (gene klhl21). The transcript is spliced from 5 exons. Lineage: Eukaryota; Metazoa; Chordata; Actinopteri; Siluriformes; Pangasiidae. Bases 222 to 2069 code for a protein of 615 amino acids. Gene Ontology annotation, molecular function: protein binding. Gene Ontology annotation, biological process: protein ubiquitination. The record is from RefSeq and is a predicted model, not a curated record.
GCGUGUGAUCCGGAUACUUAGGGGAAAUAUGGCGCUGAGAUGAAGGAGGAAAAGACGAACGCGGUGUUAAAGUUUUCCGUAAGGAACGAAGGAUCAGUGCUGAAGAAAGAAAAAUCUGAGCCGAGAGGCGACUGACGAAAAAGCGCCGUGGUUAUUUCGAUGACAAGAGUGUUUUGAAUCCAGUCCCAACAAGAGACUGUUUAUCAGACAAUUGUGCUGUGAUGGAGAAGCCAGUCUUACAGACGCAGCAUUCUAUGCUGCCAUUCUUCGAUACAGCCCAUGCUGUCAACCUGCUGCGCGGCAUUCACGAGCUGCGUGCUGAGCGCAAGUUUUUCGAUGUGACGCUAUGCGCCGAGGGAAAGGAGUUCCACUGCCACCGAACAGUUCUGGCCGCUGCCAGUACCUACUUCCGCGCUAUGUUUGCAGGUACGCUCCGUGAGAGCGCUAUGGACAGAGUGGCACUACACGAGGUCUCGGCUGAGCUGCUCGGCCUUCUUGUAGACUUCUGCUAUACGGGUCGUGUGACAGUCACAUGUGACAACGUGGAUGUGCUGCUUAAGGCGGCUGACCUCUUUCAGUUCCCGUCAGUCAAGGCGGCAUGCUGCGCUUUCCUGGAGCAGCGCCUUGAUGUCUCCAAUUGCCUGGAGAUCCAGGACUUUGCAGAGGCGUACGCCUGCAGUGAGCUGGCCACUAGUGCCCGGCGCUUUGCACUCAACAACAUAAUGGAACUGGCCAAGGGCCAGGAGUUUGAGCGUCUGCCCUGGAAACGCUUGCUGGAACUAGUGUCAGACGACGCGUUACGUGUGGACAAGGAGGAAACAGCUUACCAGAUGGCGGCACGCUGGGUUAAGGCUGACCCACGGAGACGGCUCCAGUACUGGCCUGAGCUCCUGCAGCAGGUACGCUUACCCUUCGUUCGUCGCUUCUUCCUGCUUGCCCGCGUUGAGAGCGACCCCCUCGUCUAUCUGACACCAGAGUGUCUGCGCCUGGUGGGCGAGGCGCGCAGCUUCCAGUCGGGAGAGUAUGACCGACAUGACCGUCCAUGCCAGCGCAUGCGCCCUCGUCCUUCUACCGGUCUCGCUGAGAUCCUGGUCGUGGUGGGAGGUUGUGACCAAGACUGUGACGAACUCGUGACCGUCGACUGCUUCAACCCACAGACAGGCCAGUGGAGAUACCUGGCUGAGUUUCCUGACCAUCUUGGAGGAGGUUACAGUAUAGCAGCACUAGGCAAUGAUAUGUAUGUCACAGGCGGCUCUGAUGGUUCACGCCUUUACGAUGGCGUGUGGCGCUACAACUCCAGCGUGAACGAGUGGACCGAGGUGUCGCCCAUGCUUAAAGCACGCGAGUACCACAGCUCCUGUGUGCUGAAGGGCCAGCUGUACGUGGUGGCCUCGGACAGCACGGAGCGCUACGACCACGCGCUGGACUGUUGGGAGCCACUGGCACCCAUGCUGCACCCCAUGGAUAACUGCUCAACAACAGCAUGCGGCGGGCGUCUCUAUGCCACCGGCUCACUCACUGGUGACGAUGCCAUGGCCAUCCAGUGCUACGAUGCCGACACUAACCGCUGGAGCCUGGUCAACUGCGGCCAGCUGCCUCCCUGGUCCUUCGCCCCCAAAUCAGUGACUCUCAAUGGUUUCAUCUACUUUGUGAGGGAUGACUCUGCAGAAAUUGACAUCUAUGAUCCACAGAAGAACGAAUGGGACAAGAUUAGCCCAAUGAACCAAGUACACGUGGGUGGCAGCGUGGCGGUUCUGGGAGGCCGACUGUAUGUGUCUGGUGGCUAUGACAACACGUUUGAGCUGUCUGACGUGGUGGAGGUGUACGACCCCGGCGCUCGCUCAUGGAGCCUGGCCGGCCGUCUCCCCCAGCCCACCUUCUGGCAUGGCAGUGUCAGUAUCUUCCGCCAGUUCAUGCCCCUCGUGCCCAGUACGUUUGAGCCGGUCGACAUCCCCGAGGCAGACAACAUCCACCUGCACCGCCACCAUCGCCACCACCAGGCUCUUCAAGAGCUCAACAACGAGCUUAACCAGAACCACCGCAAUCGGGAGGUGAACCCGGCACGUUGAUGUUACUGUUGAACUCAACACUAAAUACGCACUUUACCACUUAUUCACCUCAACUGGAGAGCGAGGAACAUGAAUGGACAGUUCCAUAUUCUCUGCUUGUUUGCCUCUCUAAAUUCUCAUUACCGUUACGCUUGGGCCAGUUGUGUCUGGGAUUUGUGCUUACACCAGCAUAAUUCUCGCCACACUACUACAAAUAUCAGUAUUAAAAUGAAAUGAAACACACAGAACUGCAUGUUGCACACUAGCCAAAAAUAAUAUUUCAAAAACUCUAUUAGUAAUUAGAUAAAAGCACCGUGAUGCUUUAAUGAAAAUAUAGGUGUUAAAAAAAAAAAACACACACAUCUGCAUUACAAGCACUUGAUCUGAGACUUUAGUACAGUUUUUGAUUUGAAGUCACGUAUUUUCAAUUCUGUGACUUCAUAUAUCAAGACACCUUGCUGGAAAAGUGCUAAAAUUAGCUAACAAAUAUUAAGUGUUAAUAUUUAUUUAGUAACAAGUCAGCCAAUAUGCAGAAGCCAUGUGGGUAAAAGUACAAGCUGGAGAAGAACUGGUUGCAAUCACCAUUAGCAGUAAAAACCUGAAGUAAUCGUUUUCUGAGCCCCAAAUCAUCCCGCAGAAUGCAUCAAACUGCAUUUCAGUGAAUAGGCUACAAAUUCUCAGCCUCAGUGCAUUUUAGGCUACAUGGUUAAUGAUAAAAAACAGUAAAUGAAAAAAUAAUACAUACGUGCAUCAUAUUACACUAUUUAAAGACAUACAGUACCAAUUCAUAAAGUACACACAUGCAUUCAACCUGGCGGAUGCAGCUCAGCUGAAAUUCCUGAUUCUUGAACUGAGAACGUGCAGCAUAGAAGCUCAUGUCCAUCACCAGAGCUCCCCUUAAAGCUCAAUGUGUGGCUUUUCUUAGAUGGAGGAUGCUAUGUUUACAGCAGCCUCUAGGAGGCUUUUUUUGUUUGUUUGUUUGUUUGUUCUUUUUUUAUUAUAAGAGAUGCAGUUGACUUUAGACUUUGGUUUGAUCUAGUCUGAAAUGUGUUGCAGACUAACAAAGUCCAUUUAGCCUCCUUUCUUUACUUUACCGUCCUGACUAGUGGAUAGCUUCCCACACCGGCGACUAGUGAAUGAAUCAGUUCACUAAUCUAUGCAACCCCUAGUGCUUAAUAGUUGGUAUGAGGUGUUUGUGGUGAAGUUUGUUUUUUGCUAACCAUCUCCAUUUUACAUCUCAUCUAUCCAAAGGAUAUUAUUCCAGAAAUGCUGAGGUUUGUUCAAAUGUAGCAGUCAUUGUAGUCAGAGGAUGUUCUUUUUUUCUUCUACCCUUCCAUAAAAGCAAGAUAUGAUCAGCAUUUUUCAGAUAUUAAGAGUUAUGAACUUCAACAUCAACUAAGGCCUGAAGAUACCUAGAUGUUGCUCUUGGGUUCUUUGUGAUUUCUUUGAUCAAACAGUCUUGACCUUGGCAUGAAUUUGCUGAAACCCACUCCUGAAAAAAAAGUCUUGAAUGUUCUCAGUUUGUUAAUAAUUCUUCUUAAUAUAGGGUAGAUUGCUAUAUAUAGAAGAUUCCCAGAUUGCUAAACAGCAAGCUGCUUGAAUCUUUUUUUCAUGGCAUGGUGUGAACAUAAGUUUACAUGAUCUAGACCAUCAGACUGUCAAAAGUUUUGCUUUUAUACACAGCAAAAUCCCUAGUGUUGAAUUAACACCUACUGUAGUGUUAAUUCAACUCUGGCGAUUUUGCUGUGUAGACGUGGCCAAACCUCCCGAUGAUCAGCUAAUCAGCUGAUUUUGAUGAUUAGCAGUUUUAUCUUAUUAUUAUUCUCGCAGAUUACCAUAACUUACGUGGACACAUAUAGAGGGUACUUAUUUUUGAACAUUUUACUAUUGUACUAAUGGAUGUUGGCUGACGUAUACCAAAUUUUCAAUAUGAUUGUCCAAAAAAAUUCUGUAGCCCUACAACAUAUUUCAGUGUAUAUCGCAAAUAAGGCUUGGAUAAUAGCAUUAUAUUACAUUAUCAUAACCUGUUCUGCAGUGUAGACAAAAUAAGGUUGUCCUAAUGUGCUAAUACAGAGAAUGCUACAGGUCUCUGGUUGUAUUAUUUCGAUUUUUCUGUUCACUGGCAUGAUAAAUAUCUGUCCUUUCCCCUUCAGUGAGUUAGCUUUUCUCUGUGUGAAUUUUAUUAGCGUUUGGUCAGAGCACCGCUUUAACUAAAAAAGCAGAAAAGUAAAGAUCUUCUGUAUCACUGUAGCAAGGAGUCAAAAAUCAUAAAUGCUAUGGCUAAACCGUAAAUGUUGGCACCUCUGUUACAAUUAGUAUAGUUUUUCAUAUGCCUUAAAUUUGUUUUACUUUGUUAUUAUUAAUAAGGACAUGUAUUAUAAAUACAAAAAUCUUUACAAAGAAAAAGAAAAUCCACACCUUGAUGUACAAACACUACUCUGGCGGGAAUCAUGUCGGCUAUGUUCCCCCACCCCACACGCGCACACACACACACACACACACACACACACUGACCUAAGCCUCGGUACUGGAGACGUGUACAUUUGCAUUGCAUGUUACUCCGCAUACAAGGAGACGGGUUGGAGACAGGGUAAAGUCUCGUUAUGAAGUAGUGCCUAAUGAUCCAUAUUUUGGGAGCUGACAAUAGACAAAGGAGUCUGCCGAAAGCAAGUGUUUUUUUUUUUUGUUUUUUUUUUUUUUUCAUAAUCCAAAACCUUGCGACAAACAUCAUGACUACACACUUUCCAAAAGAUGUAGGGUUGGAUUGCUUUGUUAAUAUAUAUAUAGAUAUAUACCAAAUUUGGAUUGCACUGUGGAGAAAAAAAAAUUACAUCCACUAUUUUUCAGAUCUGUUUCUCAUCCUACUUUCUACCUGGAAAUACCAGACAAUCUGCAUGAAUUCCUCACGUCUUUUGUGAAUGUCUCAAUCAUAACAGUUUUCAUAUUUUGAUAGGAAGUUUAUUUAUGAAUGUGUAGAUGUUUGUUUUUAAUGAAGGUGUGAAACAAUAGAUAAAGAUGCUGUGUUUUCACUAUUUGAUUUUCUCUACAGCUUUCACUAUGCUGUUAAAUAACUGGAAGUAGUAAUUCAGUAAUCUCUUGUCAAGCAGACAUUGUGUGUUUGUUAUUACUAAUAAUUAUGAUUAUGUACUCUAUGCAGAAACGGUACUUGUAACUUUUUGUUACUUUAUUUUUCUUACAUUGUUUAGUUUUGGUUUGUGGCCAAAAUCAUUUUUACCGUGCAGGCCUUGUGUUUGGUUUGUGUAGUGAUGUCUGUAAGUGUGAUGAAGGAAUAAACUGCAGGCAGGA